Dicentrarchus labrax (European seabass) is the source of this 1109-nucleotide messenger RNA. Its product is annotated as microfibril-associated glycoprotein 4-like. The coding region runs from base 206 to 922 and encodes 238 amino acids. Gene Ontology annotation, biological process: elastic fiber assembly. The transcript has 6 exons. The record is from RefSeq and is a predicted model, not a curated record. Lineage: Eukaryota; Metazoa; Chordata; Actinopteri; Moronidae.
UGGAGACGUGUGCAGCAGUGAACUCCUCCUAGACACACACAGUCAAUGACAUACAGAAUGAGUCUUAUCGGUGUGAACCAGCAGCUGUUCAGUUAUUUAUUAAUCUUUGGAUUAUAAAUAAGAGAGAGACACAUCAGAGACAUCAGAACAUCCAGAGACACUGACAUCAGGAUUUCCAUCAGCUCAAUUCAGCAGAAAUCUGAACAUGAAGCUGCUAUCAGUCCUCCUCCUCCUGGCUCCAGUAAUGACCAGCUGCCAGCAGUUCUUCCUCCCAGUGGACUGCAGCGACAUCUAUAAUAGUGACAACAGCCGACCCAGUGGAGUGUACACCAUCUAUCCCAUCGGAGCCACGUCUGCUGUCCAGGUGUACUGUGACAUGGACUCAGAAGGAGGACAGUGGACGGUGUUCCAGAGGAGGAUGGACGGCUCGGUGAACUUCUACAGACCCUGGGACCAGUACAAGACGGGCUUCGGUAGCGCUGCUGGAGAGUACUGGCUCGGUCUUGAGACUCUCUUCCACCUGACUCUGAGGACAAAGAACGAGCUGCUGGUCGACAUGGAGGACUUCGAGGGAAACAAAGUGUUCGCUCGUUACUCCUCAUUCUCCAUCGACCCAGAGUCCUUCGGAUACACACUGCAUGUGUCUGGAUUCACUGAUGGAGGGGCAGGAGACAGCUUGAGUUAUCACAACGGACAGAAGUUCUCCACCUUCGACAAAGACCAGGACUCCUCAGACGGGAACUGUGCCAAAUUAUACCUAGGGGCAUUCUGGUACAAUAAUUGUCACCAUGCAAAUCCCAGUGGAGUUUAUCGUUGGGGGGCUGAUGGUACUAUCUUUGCUGUUGGAGUGGAGUGGUACCAUUGGAAGGGCUAUGACUACUCCAUGAAGUCCAUCAGCAUGAAGAUCCGUCCUGUGCAGUAGUUCUCCAGGACCAACGUACAGCAGAAUAUCAUCAGCUGAUCUCUAAGACACCAACAUGUAAUCAAGCAUAACCUUAAGAUGGAAACACACACAGUGUGAUAAUGAGCAAAGCAGCAGAUUUUGAACUAGUUUGAGCAGCUGUUUGGUGGCGGUUGUGCUGAACAAUAAAUGAGACACUGAGCAGAAA